UGAGAUGACUAUAUCAAAUUAGAUGUGUAACUAUGUCAAAAUUCUUGAAGUCUUUUCAUAAUGUAAAUUGGAUCGAGAUAAGAAGAAUUUCUAUAUAUGAGGGAAGAAAUGGACAGAGAACUGCAAGCGUCAUUCCAUCUACACAAAAUGAUAAAAAGGUGACAAAUGACCAUCGUGAAGCAUUCAGGCAUGCAAAAAUAGGGGAUUUUUUUCAGGAUCAACCCGUUCUUCAUAACCCUUAUACAACGGACACUCUUUUAAAAUCGUUUCUGAAGAAGAAUAUUCCAGAAAAUCAUUUCAAAGUGAUUGAGGAUGAUUUGAUUAGGUUCGGAGAUCGGAUUUGCACAGAAAUCCAUGAAAAAGGUUUAGAAUGUGAAAGGAAUCCACCUACACUGACUCAGUAUGAUGCGUGGGGUAGAAGAAUUGAUCAACUCAAUACAUGUGAUGCCUGGAAAUCGAUGAAAACGGUUUCUGCUGAAGAAGGAAUGAUUGCUAUUGGAUAUGAAAGAAAUUAUGGAGAAUAUAGUCGAUUAUAUCAAAUGGCAAAAUUAUUUUUGUUUGGUGCAUCAUCUGGUUUGUAUUCUUGUCCACUUGCAAUGACUGAUGGAGCUGCUAAAGUACUGGAAUCAUCGAUAAAUGAUGUGGCAAAUAAUGAUGGAGUAUUUGGAAAUGCAUAUAGGAGAUUAACGUCUCGAAACCCUGAUUUGUUUUGGACAUCUGGUCAAUGGAUGACUGAAAGAGGAGGGGGAUCUGAUGUUGCAAAUGGAACAGAAACAGUUGCUUGUAGGCAAUCAGAUGGAACUUUUACAUUACAUGGAUACAAAUGGUUUUCUUCAGCCACAGAUGCUGAUAUUGCAUUCACGCUUGCAAGAAUAAUUGAUGAAAAUGGUGACAUAAAACAAGGAUCAAAAGGUUUAUCAUUGUUUUUCCUUGAAACAAGAGAUUCAAAAGAUAAGAAAUUAGAUUCAGGAUUAAAUGGAAUUCAAGUACAAAGACUCAAAGAUAAACUUGGAACUAGGCAACUACCUACUGCUGAAUUAUUACUGGAUGGAACGGUUGCACAUCAGAUUGGUGAUGAAUCCCAUGGUGUUCGUCAUAUUUCUGAUAUGUUGACGAUAACAAGAAUAUAUAAUUGUUUGAUGGGAAUUUCCGGGAUGAAACGAUUACUUCAACUUGCUGUUGAUUAUUCCUGCAGAAGAACUGCCUUCGGAUCAAAAUUAUGUGACAAUACACUUCAUGUUCAAACACUUGCAAGAAUUGAUAUUGAAACAAGAGCAGCGUUUUUGAUGACAUUUGAAAUAAUUCGAUUGCUUGGACUUGAAGAAGCAGGAAUCGCAACAAAUCAAGAUUUGGCUUUGAUAAGGAUCCUUACACCAGUGUGCAAAUUAUACACAGCAAAGCAGGCAUUAGAUGUUUCAACGGAAGGUUUGGAAUGCUUUGGUGGUAUGGGUUAUCUGGAGGACUCAGGUCUUCCAAGGCAUUUGCGGGAUGCUCAAGUAUUAAGUAUAUGGGAAGGCACAACUAAUAUUCUAUCAAUGGACGUGCUACGAGCAAUAGAAAAAUCCGAUGGCAAGGUGUUGACAGAUUUCUUUUCAAGAGUGGAAAAAAUAGUAAACUCUGUGAAAAACUCAGAGAAAUCGUAUUUGUCGGAACCCAUCAAAAAUGUAGAAUCUGCAAUUAAAGAUUUAUCAGCAUUUGUACUUGAAAUGCAGAAAAAAGCUGACCAAUCUGAGAUAGUAGUUGCAGCGAGAGAUAUGUCAUACAGUAUAUCAAAAAUUUUUAUGGCAGCACUACUUCUGGAGCAUGCAAUCUGGGAAAGAUCUGACAAAACGGAUAUAUAUGCUGCAAAACGGUGGUGCUCUCAAGAUUUGUGUCCUGUUAUGACAAAUUACAAAUCUGGAUUCUAUGAUAAAGAUUCUUCUGGCGUUGAAAAACUUCUUGUUUAUGCUUCCUAUCCCGAAGACAUUUAAUUCCAUGACAAUUUAUUCCAAUUGUAACAGCAUGUAAUUUUUACGAUUGUUUUUUUGUGUGUAUUUUGUUAUGAUUCUGCUUAAUCAGUGGCAUGCCAAACUUCUCGGCUGCCCUGGGCGAGUUUCUGAUAAUGCUGCCCUUUAUACCUAACUUAAAAAUUAAUUUGGAGAUAAACAAAUUCUAUAUGUUGUUAUACAUGGGUAUAAAUAAUCGGCCAAUGUAGAGUAAAAUGCUCAUAAUAUUAUUAUUUAAAUCAUCAUACUAAGCAGCAAAUUCACCCCUAUAACGUCAUGCGCGAGGCGGCUGCCCCUUUACCCCUCCCCCUCAAGACACAUACGCCACUGUGCUUACUGAAUAUAAUUGGAUUUGAAUUAGAUCUAUGAAUCGCUUUGUUAACUUUUUCUUAAACAAAAAAUGCUUUUCUUUAGCAACCUCUACCUCCUUAUCAUGCAGUGUUUUUGAAUAAUACCAGUGUUAUCUUCUUUUACACAAUUUCAUAUAUGCUUCAAGAGAAGAAAGAUAACAGCCAGUUUAAUCAAUUGUGGGCCAAGGUCAUUCAUCCAGUCAUGUUUCAGAGUUGGUGUGAGAUAGUUAUCAGUUGAAUUUGUUUGUGAAUGGCGCCCAAAGGGAUUAGUGGUUUCAUUAAUCUCUCUGCAACGUUCUUUGAAUCGCCAGCAACGUGAAUUUCAAAAUCUGAGCAGUUUGCUCCCACUUGUGACAGAGAAGAUGCAUAUACUACCAGACCGGUUAAAAAUCAUUUUUGUCCAUGUGUGGUAUUCGUAUAUCUAUUUUCUGUAUAUUGGCAAAGCUCACAUUAGUUUGGUACUUAUAUUUUCUUAGUAUUUGUAAAAAUUCAGGGAAUAAUUUAACUAGUAAUUUUUCAUGUAUGUCAUAAUUUCACCAUGCCCUUACUAUUGUACUAUUGAUCUUUUUUUUGUAAUAAUCGAAAGUAUGGAAAUUGACUGUCUGCUUGGCUUCCAAGUUCUGCUAUUCUAUGACUCCAAAGAGUUAUUAACAGAAUUUUCAUAACUUUCUUUUCUUUCUGUUCAAUGCGGAGAUAAUUAUGUGAUUUUGAUGCUGGAUGUAACUACAGGA
Molecule: messenger RNA, 3066 nt
Organism: Styela clava
Lineage: Eukaryota; Metazoa; Chordata; Ascidiacea; Stolidobranchia; Styelidae
Product: acyl-CoA dehydrogenase family member 11-like
Molecular function (GO): acyl-CoA dehydrogenase activity
Source: RefSeq, a predicted model, not a curated record